Messenger RNA from Entrophospora sp. SA101, 2943 nucleotides. The record is from the annotation of a GenBank genome assembly. NCBI's taxonomy places the organism in Eukaryota, Fungi, Glomeromycota, Glomeromycetes, Entrophosporales, Entrophosporaceae.
AUGUUCGUCAAAGCUCUAUAUGAUUAUGAUUCAACCGAAAUUUCAGGUCUAUCAUUUAAAAGAAAUGAUAUUAUUCAAGUGAUAAAUCAACUUGAUAGUGGUUGGUGGGAUGGAAUAUGUAAUGGAAUACGCGGUUGGUUUCCAUCUAAUUAUAUUACAAUGGUUAAUGAUAAAGAAGGACUUUAUCAUCUAAGUGUUAAUCAGCAAAUCAAAACUAUUCUUGAGGAAUCAGUUCUUGAAGAGGAAUUGAAACCUCAAUUAUCAAAUAUUUGGGUUUUAAAACAUUCUUCUUCAGACAAUAAUAUAAAUGGUAAUAAUGAUAAUAAUGAUAAUGAUAGAAAUAUUUAUAGUACAAUAGGCGAAGAAGAUGAGAGCGUGCGGCCUUUUGAGAAUGAAGAACAAAAUUUGUCAGAGAAUUUUGAAAUUAAAGAAAAAGUCGGUGAAGAAUUAAGAUGGAACCAUUCAAAUUCUUCAUCAACAACAAAUUAUACUCUAACAAGCAACAUCAGAAAAACGACUUCGUUAUCUUCUUUACAUCACAACAAGCAACAAUAUGAACAUUAUGAGCAAUGCGAUCGUAAUGAUGACAUUAAUAACAAUCAAUCUUAUUCUAACAGCAUAGAUCCUAAUAACAACAUUAUCAACAAUCAAUUAUUAUUGCAAAAUCCGGACAACGAGCAUUUCACUUGGGACUCAUUAUUGAAUAACGUCAUCUACUCGAUAAAUCAAUUAACAGCAUCGGCAAAUGACACCAACAAACACGAAUUCACGCAAAACAUUGACACCGUUAAUCGAAGUAUCAGAAUCAUGUUGUACGCGUCAGAUACAAUCAAUCGUGACUCGAUAAUAUUCAAAACUUUCCCCAGGCUAUCCAAAUUCCAUAACGAUGUUACCUCCUCGUUGUUCAAAUUGAUUUUGUUGGCUAAAAUCGCGUCGAACGAAUGGUCGCCGCCUGGUUCGACAGAUAGGAUGAUUCAGGAAUGUAAAUCGUUGUUGGAUGCAACUAAACAAUUUGUAAAUAUUUCAAAAGAUUUGAUUGUAAUUAAGCGUGUUGAUCCUAAAAUACCAAGUAGUAGUAAUUAUGGCAGCAAUAAUAAUUAUGCUUGGAAUCACAAUUCCGAUUCCAAUCUUAAUACAUCAGUUAUAACUGAUCAUUUUCGAUCCAAGAAAAUUCUUUUAUCAUCAAGUCUAACAGUUUUCAUAAUGCAUGUUCAUAAAAUUGUUUCGCAAGUAGGUCAAUUCUUAGCUUUGAUCAAGAAUAUUAAUAUAUCGAAAUUAAACGAGACAAGCAACAAUUCAAUACAAGAAUUUGAAAUUGCAAGACAAUCAUUGUACAAUAAUGUUGCUUCUAUUGCAAUUUUGACUCAAUUCGCCACCAAGAUCAAUGGCAUCAAUGACAAUAAUAUCAACAAGACUAUUGAUCAGUUAUUAUUUGCAAAUUUGGAAUUAGACAAAUCGGUCAAAAACCUUUGUUUGGCUGUAAAAUUUUUGAUCGAAGAAAAAGAAAAUCAAGAUGAUUCCAGGAAAUUAUUACUUUUAAAAAAGAAGAACGUUGAGAUUAAUGAAAAAGAAAACGAUGAUAAUAUUAAUAAUCUUGCAAGAUCUACAACAAAAGCAACACCUCCAAAGCCAUGGUUUUUAUGCUAUGAUUACGAUAUAUCAGAAAUGUGUUUCAAUGCGGACAAUUUAGUAAUUGGCGGCACGUUGAAAGCAUUGGUCGAACGAUUGACAAUGCACGAUUUGCUAGACUCGAAUUUCAUAGCAACAUUCCUGUUAACAUUCAGAUCAUUUUGUACAGCUGAUGAAUUAUUUGAUUUGUUGGUUGAAAGAUUUAUUAUAAGUCUACCAGAAGAUAGAGAGAUUUCCAGGGAGGAGUUUGAAAUUUGGACCGAAAAGAAACAGAUGCCGAUUAGGAUUAGAGUUUUCAAUAUUUUGAAAAGUUGGUUGGAAAGUUAUUAUAUUUACGAGCAGGAUAAACAUUGCUUAGAAAGAAUGAAAGAGUUUGCUAGCACUACAAUGAAUCUUUAUAUGACUAAUGCUGCUACUUCUUUACUAAAAGUUAUUGAAAGAAGACAACAACAACCACAUGUAGCAACAUUUAAAGAAUUGAUACAAACUUUUUCAGCACCACCCCCACCACCGAUUCUACCCAGAAGUCUAAAACGAGUCAAAUUUUUAUAUUUGGAUCCUUUGGAAAUUGCAAGGCAAUUCACAAUUAUCCAGAGUAAAUUAUAUAAUAAAAUUAGACCUGUCGAGUGUUUGGAUAAAGCAUGGAGUAAGGAAGAAGGUGGUGAUUUAGCCGUAAAUAUUAAAGCCAUGAUACUUAACAGCAAUCAAACAAUCAUAUGGGUUCAGAAAAUGAUAUUGAGUCAAUCGGAAGUUCGUAAACGAUGUUCAAUAAUUAAACAUUUUAUAUAUAUAGCUGAUAAGUGCAAACAGUUGAAUAAUUUUAAUACUUUGAUGUCAAUUGUAUCCGGAUUAAAUUCUUCGCCGAUAUACAGAUUGAGAAGAACAUGGGAAACUGUGCCGGCAAGACAUAUACAAACUUUUGAAAUGCUGAAAAAAAUAAUGAAUGCAUCUAAAAAUUUUUCAGAGUAUAGAGAAAUGUUGCACAGAAUUAAUCCACCCUGUGUUCCUUUCCUUGGCGUGUAUUUGACGGAUUUGACGUUUAUAGAGGAUGGGAAUCAAAACACAUUGAAAAAACAGAAAAAUCUAAUUAAUUUUUCCAAAAGAAUGAAGACUGCAGAGGUCAUUCGUGAGAUACAACAAUAUCAAGUGCCUUAUAAUUUGAGUCCGGUGCAUGAAAUUCAAUUGUUCUUAACAAGUCAUAUUGAAGAUAGCAAUGAUUCUAGUGAUUUUUACGACAAAAGUUUAGCAAUUGAGCCAAAGGAACGAGAAGAUGAAAAGAUUGCUAGAUUACUCCAAGAAUCUGGAUUCUUAUAA